Messenger RNA from Penicilliopsis zonata CBS 506.65, 1998 nucleotides. RefSeq lists its product as hypothetical. Lineage: Eukaryota; Fungi; Ascomycota; Eurotiomycetes; Eurotiales; Aspergillaceae. Gene Ontology annotation, cellular component: nucleus. The transcript has 2 exons. The record is from RefSeq and is a predicted model, not a curated record. The coding region runs from base 370 to 1728 and encodes 452 amino acids.
CCCAGCGCGUCGAACAGCGAUUCGCGAAAUGCGGCCCCGGGCGAGAGUCGCGCAUUCGAUCGUUCAUGAGAGGAAGGAGAAUGGCCACGUUUGCUUCUUUUCCGUUCAGAGGUGGUUUGAGAUCCAUGGCGAUGAUGUCGCUUGCGAUGGUGCUGACGGUGUUGUUGGCCUUCGUCGGUCUCGUUGGUUCGCGAUCGGUGCUUGGAUUUGGAAGAUUUGAACCGAAAUUUCCCAUUCACUGUACCGGAAUCAUCGUGUCUACGAUCUUCGGUAUCGCCUUGCCGUAGAUCUGCGCCAUCGCUGGCAGGGUGAUUCUUUGAUGUUGCAUCCAUCCUUCAGUCAACAACACUCAAAGCCUUGGACAGAGCCAUGUGGAACCACAAAGACGCUUCAGAUCAGUUUAGCGUAAGGCAAUCCACCUCACGCAGAUUCUCUCCGUCAUCAUCCAACACCCCCCCCCGGCGGUUCCCCCACACGCCCGCAAACAUGGCUCUUGUUUCGUAUUCCGAUUCAGAAGCGUCCGAUUCAGAAGUCGAAUGCGGGUCUCAAUCUCAAAACACAAAUAAGAUUGCCCCGGCUCCAUCGGAUCCGCAGAAACCAGCCCCCGGUGCAGCUGGAUUUCAAACCAUCGUUGAUCGCAGCAACCCACGCAAAAUCCGCGUCGCGCUUCCCCAAAUUAAACCAGACCCCUCAUCAGAAGGAGCCCAGGAAGAUGAAGAUGGACCGUCUCGAAAGAGACCUCGGAUAGGUGGUGGACUUUUCAGCGGGUUCAAUUCUUUGCUUCCUGCCCCUAAGAAAGCCAACACAACUGCAGAUAAGGCCAAGGGCGCGGCUGGACCGACGCGCAAAGUCUUCAGUCUGAAAACAGGAGCGACACCCGGAUUUGAUCGAGAAGCCGAUGCCGAGAUGCGAUUUAGCCAAACCGCGCUUGACCCGACUCCUGAUCGUGAGGAAGCUGCAGCUGCAUCUACGAGCGAAACCGCAGCGUCUGCUGAGCCUGAAGCGCCAAAGGAAGAGGUCAAGCUAAAAGGCAAUCCGAUGAUGUUCAAGCCCCUCUCUGUCGCUCGGAAUUCGAAAAAGAAGAAGUCAACUAGAGUGAUUCCAGCCUCCGCAGUGACAUCAGAGACAGUGGUUCAAAAUCAGAUUUCACAGCCGGCGAAGGAGGGACAAACCUUGCAGUCGCAAUCCCAAACCCUUCUAGCACCAUCUGUCACGCCAAAACCCAAAGUUAGUCUGUUCUCCUUGUCGACUGACGAGGAUAGGACGGGAUCAAACACGAACGCCGCAGAGAAAGCAUCAGCGUAUGAACCAAUGGUGUAUACCAGCAAUCGUGAAGAUCCCGCAGCGGGACCUCAGCCGGAAGUUGAGGCAUCUUCCGUAUCAUCGAUCACUGCCGGCUCAUCAAACCAGGCUCCAACGUUGGACAAUAUCGCAAAUGAUUUGAAUUUGUCCCGUUCGCAGAGGCGCCAGCUGUUUGGACGACAGGCAGCUUCAGCGUCUCGUAUUCUCACCUUCAACACGGACGCAGAGUACGCGGCCAACCAAGCAAUGGCCCAUGAGACCGAUCUCGCAGCGGUUCAACAUAACCCUGUUCGGGCAAUUGCUCCCGGAAAGCAUAGCUUGCAGCAGCUGGUGAAUGCAGCCAACAGCCAACGAGACGCCUUAGAGGAAAGCUUUGCCACGGGACGAAGAAAUAAGAAAGAGGCUGGAUCAAAGUACGGGUGGUGAUUCGGUUUGGAAUAGUUGUAUGAUCAUGCCUGCUUUCUGGUCAUUCUCUAAUUAUAUUUGAUACCAUUCUUUGUAACUAUAAUAAGCAAUAAGCAGACUUAAACACUUAAUCUCUUUAUAUUAUAGCUGUAUGUACAACUAGAAGAAAAUAAAAAAAAAUCUAUAACCAUAUGUAAAGUUUAAUAAUCCAGAACACCAUUCCCAUACAUAAUGACUUUUUUAAGAUGAGACAUCCACAACUUCAGCAAACCAUUGCUUCAACGCCGUGGC